Molecule: messenger RNA, 1360 nt
Organism: Hevea brasiliensis (rubber tree)
Lineage: Eukaryota; Viridiplantae; Streptophyta; Magnoliopsida; Malpighiales; Euphorbiaceae
Product: COMPASS-like H3K4 histone methylase component WDR5A
Exons: 2
Coding region: 150-1112 (320 amino acids)
Cellular component (GO): Set1C/COMPASS complex
Molecular function (GO): histone binding
Source: RefSeq, a predicted model, not a curated record
CAUGAGAAUGAUAUACAGUUGAGAGGUUUGUCCGUAAUCUCGUCUCACGCCAUCUCUCUCUGAGGACUGAGCAGUGAGCCUACAUAAAACCCGCACCGCAAACCGCUCUAAAACCUAAAAUCCGCUCAAAUCAACUAAAAUCUGAAACAAUGUCCACUGCAGACCCAGUCGAAUCCUUCAAACCCUACCAUCUAACCCAAACUCUAACAGGCCACAAGCGUGCUCUCUCCGCCGUCAAAUUCUCUUCCGACGGCCGCUUUCUUGCUUCCUCCUCUGCUGACAAAACCCUCAGAACCUACUCCCUCUCCCCCUCCAAUCCCCCUACUUCCCCUCUUACACCUCUCCAUGAAUUUCACGGCCACGAGCAAGGCGUCUCGGAUGUUGCGUUCUCUUCCGACUCCCGCUUCCUUGUCUCUGCUUCCGACGACAAGACCAUCCGUCUUUGGGACGUCACUACCGGCUCCCAGAUCAAAACCCUCCAAGGCCAUACCAACUAUGUCUUCUGUGUUAACUUUAACCCGCAAUCCAAUAUGAUCGUCUCGGGUUCUUUUGAUGAGACGGUUAGGAUCUGGGAUGUGAAAAGUGGCAAGUGUUUGAAGGUGCUUCCGGCUCAUUCCGAUCCUGUGACAGCUGUGGAUUUCAAUAGGGACGGGUCGCUGAUUGUUUCGAGUAGUUAUGAUGGGUUGUGUAGGAUUUGGGAUGCAGGGACUGGGCAUUGUAUCAAGACUUUGAUAGAUGACGAGAAUCCGCCUGUUUCGUAUGUCAAGUUUUCGCCCAAUGGCAAGUUUAUUCUUGUUGGCACCUUGGAUAACACUUUGAGGCUUUGGAAUUUCUCAACAGGGAAAUUUCUGAAGACAUACACUGGACAUACUAAUUCGAAAUUCUGCAUUGCAUCCACCUUUUCUAUAACAAAUGGGAAGUACAUUGUCAGUGGUUCUGAAGAUAAUUGUGUAUAUUUGUGGGAACUUCAAACCAGGAAAGUAGUUCAAAAAUUGGAAGGUCACACUGACACUGUUAUAUCAGUAGCAUGUCAUCCCACCCAGAACAUGAUUGCAUCUGGUGCCCUUGGGAAUGACAAGAGUGUGAGGAUCUGGACUCAGGAAAGGGAAUGAUUAAUUUUCUGGUGGUAGUUCUGAAACAUGAUUUCACCUGUGCAUAGAUUUUGACCAUGAAGGAAGAACUAUUCGCUUUUGGCUGAAGCUUCUGCCUUUUGUCCAGACCCAUGUUAUUUCUACAUGAGAUAAGUUUAUGGUCCCUGUUCUAUUGCCUUGUAGCUUCUUUAAAUUAUUUCUGCCUGGUUGUGAUGUACUCUAGAACUUGUGACUUUUGAGCUAAUGGUAAAAUGGGAUUUUUAUCAUCA